UCAGUCGCCUCUCAGCCGUCAGACAGUCAGUGAGAUAACACCUGUCAGAAAAAGUUUCUCUGUCCUGGCAGCCUGUCUCGGAGGAAAAAACCUCGACAUUGCGUCUUUACGCACGGAGCAUCCCGGUCUUUACCCCCAUCCCCCUCUCCCUACCUAAACCUAUCCCUAAACCAAACCUAACCCAAACCAAGGAGCAUUCUAACAGCAGGGAGACAGCUGUCCACACAGACAGCAGAACCCUCUAUCUGCGUGUGUCCCGCCCGUGUGUCACUCACCGCCACCGGAGUGCGCGCUCCACGGAUCGACCGAUGGAUGACGACUUCCUCUCCAACCUGCCGCCCGGAGACCUGGAGGCUGUAAACGCCACCGGGCUGGAUCUCCCCAGCUGGUGGGAGUCCUCUGACGGCGCGGAGACGGUGCACUUUGCCGUGCGCUGCGUCAUGACCUCGGUGUACACGGGCAUCGUGAGCGUGGGGCUGCUGGGAAACAUUACGCUGGUGAAGAUCUUCGUGACGAACAGUGCCAUGCGCAGCGUGCCCAACAUCUUCAUCUCCAGCCUGGCAGCGGGAGACCUGCUGCUGCUCGUCACCUGCGUGCCCGUGGACGCCUUCCGCUACUUCUCCGAGGAGUGGGUGUUCGGCGAGGCGGCGUGCAAACUCAUCCCCGUCAUCCAGCUCACCUCGGUCGGCGUGUCCGUGUUCACGCUCACGGCGCUCAGCGCCGACAGGUACAAUGCAAUAGUAAACCCGAUGGACAUCCAGAAGUCCGGCGCUGUCUUCUGGACGUGUCUUAAGGCCGUGUCUAUCUGGCUGCUGUCCAUCCUGCUGGCAGUUCCUGAGGCCAUUUUCUCUCAAGUUGUCAACAUGCAGGGACAGAGGGACAACACCAACGUCACCUUUGUGAACUGCGUGCCCUACCCGCUGUCCAAUCAGAUGCAUCCCAAGAUUCACUCUGUGAUGAUAUUCCUGGUUUACUUCCUGAUCCCUCUGACCAUCAUCUCGGUGUACUAUUACCACAUCGCCUGCACGCUCAUCAAGAGCGCCCACGACAUGCCGGGCGAGGUCAGCGAACACACCAAGAGACAGAUGGAGACGAGGAAGCGCCUGGCCAAGAUCGUGUUGGUGUUCGUUGGCCUGUUCGCCCUGUGCUGGUUCCCCAACCACGUGCUCUACAUGUACCGCUCCUUCCACUACCACCAGAUGGAUCUGUCGCUGGCUCACCUCGUCAUCACCCUGCUGGCUAGAGUCCUCAGUUUCUCCUCCUCCUGCGUCAACCCCUUCACCCUCUACCUGCUCAGCGAGAGCUUCCGCAGACACUUCAACAGUCAGCUGCGAUGUGGUCGAGGUCCCCGACCCGAGCGCCAGGCCAGCUACCUGCAAAGCACCUCCCACAUCCGCCUCACCUCUAUCAAGAAGCCCACGCACAACGCCGCCAACAUCGCUCCGCCACCCAAUGGCAACGCCAACAGACAGGAAGUGGCUCUGUGACAUGGGAAGUUGCGUUAGCUUCAGCUUCACCUCAUCCUGGGAGUUCUGCAAACAUUAUGAACUCGCACAGCUCCGAGACCAGGAGAGGUAUUUGUGUGGAUGGAUAGAGGACACUCUACAGGCCUUGUUCCAGAUGAAUGAUUGUACCAGUAACUCCCGUCACUGGUUCAGAACAUGAAAAACCCAAACUAAAAGUACUUAUUUUCUACACCCACAAUGUUUGCUAGGAGUAUUUAUCUUAAAGAUAAAAAAGUUAAAACUGCAAAGCAAGGUUUAACAAAGGAUAAGAGGACAGUCUUUAUGACAGCAUGGUUACCAAAAUAGCAUGUUGGCUAUGAAAGAUUGUGUCGUUGUUGCUGGAGUGCUCAUCAUCGAUUGAUCUACAAAGCUAUUUACUGCAUUGAUCCAGGACGAGAGGGAGGAUUUUGUCUGCUGUCUCUUGAUAAGGAGGGUCAGAGACCCCAAAGACAUGAGAGAAUCCAUGUCUUGUCCAAGGAUAUUUCGGAGAAAGCUGUCGAUCACUGGAGGUUUAAACCCUUUUGACUCUCUCUGAACUCCAGCUACGACUAUUUUGGAGAUGAAUGCAAUGGAUUUGUAGCAGAUAUAAUCUACCCAAAGCCUUGUAAACCAAAAUGUCUAGUAAUGUGGAGGAAAAGCUGUUUGUUAAGGGUUUGGUUUGGGGCUUUGUUGUUCUGUGGAUUUACCGGUUUUACCCAUAGGCUGUUUAAUAUUAAUGGACAGCGCAUGUGUGACGUCACCUAUUGGUUUGUGGAGAUCUGCUAUCCGUCGUUGAGUUUGCCUUUAUGGACGCAGCCAUGCUGGUUGCGGAUGUGACGAUUUUAGACGAGAGGGAGUAGUGAGGGAGAAGCCCUUACUCUGUUACGUCACACACUUUCACUGGAAAUCACAUUAUAGCCACGCUCUUAAACACCCCCUGCUUUGUCGCCAAUUUAAAAAAAAGAUCAUUCUGUGUUGCUUAAGUCUAGCGAUCGAGACCAUAAACUCAUUAUGAAACUGUUUACUGAGGUAAUAAAUCAAGUGAGAAUUGGAACACUUUCUUACAGACUUCAACAGAAACUGACCUCCUUUUGCAACCGUUGAAAACUGUCAAACACUAUUUUCCCUCACAAAAAUUACAUGUUACAUAACUAGGACCUCUGUCAAGCAAAGAUGAUUUGACAUCCAUCAGUGAUGAGCCAAAUUUUUUCAGGAUAACUCAAUAUUCACAUGUUUCAACUCAAGUAAAAUCACUCGUCUGUCAUGUGUUGGGAUAAUCUGACUCCUCUCGAGGCACAAAAUCCUAUCCGAGCUCCGAAAACACAUAACCAAGAGCCUGACAGCCUAAAGAGCUCUUCCUGGUGGAUGCACAGACUAACAGACCCAACAUGUAUACAGCUAGCGUCAGUGCUUUGUGCUGUGUUGCUACUCUGGCAUGAACAGACAGAUGAUGAAUAUUGAUGUGCUGUAUAUUCAAAACAAACACAAAAGAUGAUUAUGUGACAUUUAUGAUGUUUUUUUUAUUUAACUUCCUUAGAUGUUUGAUGUGUUUUUCAGUGCAGGGCAUGUGUCACGUUUCUGUGUUGGAAAAUUAUGCUUGAAUCGGAUGAACACAUAAUAAAUGUUUCUAUGUAAGCGCACAGAGUGACUGUGAGUCCCAGACUGCAGCAACAUCCCCCAUACAUGGAAAUAAAUGUUUUUUUGCAAGCAACUUUAAAAUACAUGUUUCAAGGCAGACUAACCACUGCUCGUCACCCAAAGCUUUAAGCUCCUAAAUAGACAAUCAGAUGUAAUUGGAGCUGAAAUUACAGUAUAGGUACGUGGGUGUCAAAGAAUGUGAAUAGAGCUGUUAGUGGCUGUCAAUAUGCCAGCUGUAAAGAGCGGUGGGUGGCGAGACAGCUGUUGGCUCCUCAAAACGUCU
Messenger RNA from Etheostoma cragini (Arkansas darter), 3405 nucleotides. RefSeq names its product neuromedin B receptor (gene nmbr). NCBI's taxonomy places the organism in Eukaryota, Metazoa, Chordata, Actinopteri, Perciformes, Percidae. The coding region runs from base 309 to 1487 and encodes 392 amino acids. Gene Ontology annotation, molecular function: G protein-coupled peptide receptor activity. The transcript has 5 exons. The record is from RefSeq and is a predicted model, not a curated record. Gene Ontology annotation, biological process: G protein-coupled receptor signaling pathway. Gene Ontology annotation, cellular component: membrane.